Procambarus clarkii (red swamp crayfish) is the source of this 2226-nucleotide messenger RNA. It is a transcript of the gene CycA, whose product is annotated as cyclin A. Gene Ontology annotation, cellular component: cyclin A2-CDK2 complex; nucleus; cytoplasm. Gene Ontology annotation, molecular function: cyclin-dependent protein serine/threonine kinase regulator activity. Gene Ontology annotation, biological process: regulation of cyclin-dependent protein serine/threonine kinase activity; mitotic cell cycle phase transition. The record is from RefSeq and is a predicted model, not a curated record. NCBI's taxonomy places the organism in Eukaryota, Metazoa, Arthropoda, Malacostraca, Decapoda, Cambaridae.
CGGCGCGCUGUGAUUGGUCGCUUCAAACUGUCGGCGGUGUCCGGCCGUCAGCUGAGUCCUCGCCCCCACCACACUCACUCUCCCGUUUAACUGUCUCCUACUGCCUUAAAACACACUCAUGUGGCGUCUCUAGUGCAGCAAGGCUUCGUCGGGCCUUGGUUUACCUCGUAAUCUGAUCUAAGCUUAGGCCGCGUGUGUGUGUGCGUGUGGGGCUCUCCUGGGUCUGUGGAUAUAAAUAUUUUUUUAAAAUUGUGUCAAUAUGUCUUCUACGCAAAUAUACGAGGACCAGGAAAAUAUAGUACCGCCUCAACGGAGAGGGAAACAGGAGUUAGAGGCAAGGACUAGCAGUAUAGUGCCAGGGACGAGGAGACCAGUGCUGGGAGCUAUCAACCCUAACCUACGGAAACAGCCGACGAGAGCAGCUAAGCAGGGCGUCAGCUAUGAAACUGGAGUUCCACAAGUCGGGGAUGAAAAUGUGUGCCCCAACCCCAGAUUGGCUUCGAGUCAACCUUUCACAAUUCAUGAAGAUGAAUCCUCUUGUGUAUCCAUGGGAUCCUCCGGAUCAACCAACUUGAUGAGUAAAAGCAUCACUUCGGUGUCCUUACCAUUACAAGAACGGUUAAGUAAACCCAGAGAGACAAAAUCAGAAGGCACUCCAGAAAUUGACCCAUCUAUAACAAUGCUACAAAAAUCUUCAGAUAUAGAAAGUUCUGGGUCAACGGAUGUUAUGGAAAUGAGUGUUUGUGAAGAUGAUCUCAUGGUAGUAGAAACAACACCCAGAGAGGAUGUCCUUCAUAGUAGAAAUGAUGAUAUUUAUGAUGUACCAGAAUAUGCUGCAGAUAUUUAUCAGUACCUGAAAGAAGCGGAGGUAUGUCACAAACCUCGUGCAAACUACAUGUCGAAACAAACGGAUAUAACAGCAAGUAUGAGAUGGAUUCUAGUAGACUGGCUUGUGGAAGUUGCAGAAGAGUACAGCCUUCACACAGAAACCUUAUACUUGGCAGUGUCUUACAUAGACAGAUUUUUAUCCCAUAUGUCGGUUAAGAGAGAUAAGCUGCAGCUUGUGGGCACUACUGCAAUGUUUAUUGCUGCAAAAUAUGAAGAAAUCUAUCCCCCAGAUGUAGGGCAGUUUGCAUAUAUAACCGACAAUACGUACAAAGUUGGUCAGAUCUUGCGCAUGGAGCACCUUAUACUGAAAGUGUUAAGCUUCGAUAUGGCCGUACCAACAGCACACUUAUUUGUGAAUAAAUUUUCAAGAAUGUGCAAAAAUUCAGAAGAAACUUUGCAUUUAUCCUUGUUUUUAGCAGAGUUGUCAAUGUUAGACUGUGAUCCAUUCCUACGGUUCCUACCAUCUAUGAUAGCGGCUUCUGCUGUUGCUUUAGCCAAUCAUACCACACAGGCGAGAUUUGCCUGGCCACAGCAUAUGGCAGAAUCCACGGGAUAUACGCUUGAAGAUCUAAGAGAAUGUUACGUUAACUUGUAUAGAGCGUUUUCUAGAGUUCAAGAACCACAGCAACAUGCGAUAAGAGACAAGUACAAAAGUUCAAAGUGGCACGGAGUUUCUCAACUGGUUCCUCGACAGAAUUUUCCCUGGUGAUAAGUGUUGUGAAUGAUGCUAAUGUGUGCUCAGGUGUUUGGUGUGUGUAUAUUUGAGAGUUUUUGUGCUAGAUUGGUGUGUUUAAAGCGUACAUGGAUAAACUCUUGAUCAUGAGUGUAGUAGUAAUGUGUGAAGCUCGUGGUAGAUGCAAGUAUUAUGGCUAUAAAGCUCUUGAUUAAACUUGGACGUUUGCACACGGGUUACAAUUUUUAUGAAACGCAGGAUCUAUGGUCAGAUUUUUAUUUUUAACUUUAGUGAUUUUUAACCCUAAACAGUCACUAUUUCCAGUGGCCUGUUGUGUAAGAAUUUUUAUCACUAGACCAGCUUUUGGCCUAUACACACUGCAUGACACCUGGUUUGUUCCUUGUAUGAAUUUCAGUAUUUUGUAAACAUGGGUUACUCUGUUUAACCUUUGCUACAUUGAAAACAUAUCAGUGUUAAGAAAGACAUGUAUAAUUGUCUGUAAAUAUGUAAUCUAGACUUCAUUGAAGGAUCUUAAUCCUUUAAUAUUUUAGCAGGAAUGACUUGUUCCAAUCUUUAUCUUCAUCUCCUAUCCCUUAAUUUGAUGUAAAAGUUCAACCAUUUUCAUUCCAAAGAAUACGUCAUUAUGGAAUAAAACCUUUUCUGAA